AACAGGCUGGGAGCUGGGGGGCGGCGCCUCGACAGAAUGGACGCGGUGGGUUCCAAGGCCAUGGGGGAUACCAGGCACGACCACCAACGCGUUACCAGGCUACUGGUGCCAACGGAACUCCACUGGGCACACCUCAGCGCAUGUCGCCUGUAUCUGUAACACCACCAGAGCCGUCAAUCAUACCACCGAAACCAAUAGAGGCACAGCCUUCAAAAGACUCAGCUCCAGCGCCGGAAACAACUGAGAUUAAAUCGCAGAAAAAGUCAAAGUCAGAAUUAAAAACCAAGGACAAGAAGACAUCGGAAGAUAUUAUUAAUGUCGAGCCAUUAUCUGCGCCUUCAUCUCCAUCACCUCAAAAGGCGGAGAAGAAGAAAAAGGACAAGAAACAUAAAAAGGACGCUAUAGAGUCUACUAUCGACGAUACCCCAGUACCGACCGAGGUUCCAGGAGAAAAGGAAAAGAAAUCCAAGAAAAAGGACAAAGAAAAGCGGAAAGCUGCUGUUGUGGAGUUGGAGAGCCAGGAGACCAAGGACCAAGAAAGUGACGAGAGCCGGUCGAAAUCCCAGAAGCGGAAGAGGGACGACGAGCCCGUAGAUUCAGGCGCAGGUAAGAAAGAUAAGAAAGAAAAGAAGAAGAGCAAAAAGGAUAAAGUCGAAGAAACACCAACGAAUAGCGCGUCGAAUCCAUCUCCCACGCCGGUUGAGACGGAGGGAGAGACAAAAACCAAGAAGCGGAAAAGGGACAAGUCAGAAAAGGUCCCCGAGGACAGCAUGGACGUCGACAUAACACCUACAGAUACUCCGUCUGUUGCGCCUGUGGAAAAGAAGAAGAAAAAGAAGCACGACGCAGAGCCAGUUGCUGAUGUUAAAGUGUCGGUAAUGGAUGUCGAUGCUCCCCCACCGACUCACGAUGAGAAGAGAGAGAAGAAGAGGGCUAAGAAAGAGAAGAAGGAGAGAAGCUCCAAAAAAUCCGACAAGGCUUCGGUAUAAUUGGCUGCUUCGUUGAGUAUCUACGAGAUUUCGUUUGGGUUUGGUGAUGAGCUGCUUCUACGCGGGGCCGAUGCUAGCCAUUAGAAGGCUGUUGACAAUAUACCUGGCUCAUGGCACAUGAAAUGCGGCU
This is a messenger RNA of Suillus subaureus, 1119 nucleotides long. RefSeq lists its product as uncharacterized. The coding region runs from base 141 to 989 and encodes 282 amino acids. The transcript has 2 exons. The record is from RefSeq and is a predicted model, not a curated record. NCBI's taxonomy places the organism in Eukaryota, Fungi, Basidiomycota, Agaricomycetes, Boletales, Suillaceae.